Messenger RNA from Puccinia graminis f. sp. tritici CRL 75-36-700-3, 1411 nucleotides. Its product is annotated as cyclin-dependent kinase regulatory subunit CKS1. The coding region runs from base 489 to 800 and encodes 103 amino acids. The transcript has 5 exons. Gene Ontology annotation, biological process: regulation of mitotic cell cycle. NCBI's taxonomy places the organism in Eukaryota, Fungi, Basidiomycota, Pucciniomycetes, Pucciniales, Pucciniaceae. Gene Ontology annotation, cellular component: cyclin-dependent protein kinase holoenzyme complex; SCF ubiquitin ligase complex. Gene Ontology annotation, molecular function: ubiquitin binding; cyclin-dependent protein serine/threonine kinase activator activity; histone binding. The record is from RefSeq and is a predicted model, not a curated record.
CCCGAGUGGAGAAGCAACCACAGAAAAUCGCUCGAGGGGCUUUCUGGAUAUGAAGCUCUGGAGUAGUGGAAGUGAUUAGGGCUGGAGUUGGGCUGUAUGUUAGGAGUGGAUUUUAGUGGGAGUUUGGUUGGUUGGGUUGGGUUUAGUUGGUACUACUACUAGUAGGGGGGGCAGUCUGGCUCUGAGCCGAGCGUGAUCUCCAGGCCUAAUUCACAGCCUCCGCCGGCUGCUCUUCUCCUACUUCCCCCAAAAAAAAGCCCCGCGCGCGCUGGCUGAUUUAAGCUCACCCCCACCAACAAAACAUCCUCCUCCCCCCCACCAGCACAACAACACCCUCCACCCACAACUCAACUACUCAAAACCUCAGCUACUCAACCUCCAGCUUCCACCUCGGUCUUCCAGCUGAGCACACUUCCCAACACAUAUAAACAUACACAAUCCUCACUCUCAGAAGGACCUAACUCACUCAAUCUAAAUCUAUCAUCAUCAUGACCACCAAGAGGACGAAUACCUCUGCCUCAGUCAACGCCGAGCAAAAGCGAAGAGAUAUCGAGAAAUAUCAUGAACAGAUUUUCUACUCAGCCCGGUAUUCGGACGAUUUUUGGGAGUAUCGACACGUGAUUUUGCCCAAACAGCUGGUCAAAUAUCUACCGACCGAUCGAUUGGCUCUUGAAGAAGAAUGGCGCGGAUUGGGCAUCCGUCAAAGUCCCGGAUGGGAGCAUUACAUGCGUCACGCACCUGAACCUCACGUCUUGUUAUUCAAGAGAGAAAAAGACUAUCAGACAAAAUACCCAUCUUAGAUACUCCAAUGGAUAAGUGCCCUACUUGGUCCGAAGUUUUGUUCUGCUUCUUCCUCUAAGGUCUUUCUGAUAUAUACACACAUAUCAUAUGUAUGUAUACAUAUUCUCGAUUGUUGUUGUCGAUUACGUAGUCUUAAAUGUUUUAUAUACAGAUUCCCACAUGGUAUUUGAAUCCCCCCCCCCCCUUUUCUAAGCCAUGCCCCUUAAGGACCACAAGAUAGGCACUUGAUACAUACUCCUUUUAUGAUUUCCCAAUUAAAACGCCCCUCUCACUAUCUGAGGGAGCUUUUCGAGAAGCUCGAAUUCCGCGCUUCUCGUCACUCUCAAAAAAAUUACAAUUAUAAAACCUCGUUUCUUUUCAUGCUUCCUUAUCCUCCCGCUUUUUUUUUUUGUACCUUGCCCUUCGUGCUGAUCGGAACCCUAUGACCCACCAACAAAAAUAAACUAAAAAUUAAAGGCCUCAAAACAUAAAAUAUCAAACUCGAUCAGUCCUAGAGCUCUUCUCCUUAUUUUCAUUAUCAGAUUAUCCCCACUCACCCUUCCAUUCAAUCUUGUACUUUACUUACUACUACUUGAAAAAAAAAAAAACACAAAAAAAUUCACAUAAACAC